AUGCAACAGCCCAAGUCGCAGCCCAAGCCAGCAGCUCAAGUCGCAGCCAAAGUAAUCUUUUACCUGACGUUGCCACUCACGUACUUUUCGCAACGUCAGAACUACUGGACGCUGGUGGACUCGCAUGUCCUGCUGGGAGCAGAGUCCACAGCUUUUGUGCCUCGUGUUGACGCUCCAGUAGCUUGUGGGGUUGGUGCAGUUGUCAAUCGAUAA
Messenger RNA from Peronospora matthiolae, 213 nucleotides. NCBI's taxonomy places the organism in Eukaryota, Oomycota, Peronosporomycetes, Peronosporales, Peronosporaceae. The record is from the annotation of a GenBank genome assembly.